Molecule: messenger RNA, 1194 nt
Organism: Lodderomyces beijingensis
Lineage: Eukaryota; Fungi; Ascomycota; Pichiomycetes; Serinales; Debaryomycetaceae
Source: the annotation of a GenBank genome assembly
AUGGUCAACGUCUUCAACGUGCAAAUCUUCUUCGUCGUCUUUAGAGAGAGUUUAGAAGCGGUGAUUGUGGUGUCGGUGCUUCUUGCCUUUUUGAAGCAAGGUUUAGGCACGUCGCACGGCGACGUCCAGCAUGACCCCAAGGUCUACAAAAAGCUCAAGCGGCAAGUUUGGCUCGGCUCGAUCUUGGGAGUUGUCGUUUGUUUAAUCAUUGGCUGCGCGUUUAUUGGUGCCUUUUAUGGCUUAGGUAAGGAUAUCUGGUCGCAAUCUGAGGACUUGUGGGAAGGUAUAUUUUGUAUUAUUGCCACGGUGCUUAUUUCCUUGAUGGGGAUCCCCAUGUUGCGUAUCAACAAGAUGAAGGAGAAGUGGAGAGUCAAACUUGCCCAGGCCUUGAUCAAGAAACCAAGCAACAAGAUGGAAAGGUUCAAACUCGGCCAAUUUGCCAAGCGCUAUGCCUUGUUCAUCUUGCCCUUCAUCACCUGUUUAAGAGAAGGAUUGGAAGCAGUGGUGUUUGUCGGUGGUGUCGGUUUGAACGAGCCCGCCACCUCGUUCCCCAUCCCCGUGAUUGUCGGCUUGAUUGCCGGUAUUUUGGUGGGGACAUUGCUCUACUACUUUGGCUCCAACAUGUCGAUGCAGAUUUUCUUGAUCAUCUCCACCUGUAUGCUUUAUUUAAUUGCCGCUGGCUUGUUCUCGCGUGGUAUCUGGUACUUUGAAACUUACAAAUACAACCAGGCCACCGGUGGAGACGCCUCGGAAAACGGCUCCGGUCCAGGAACUUACGACAUUGCAAAAUCGGUGUGGCACGUCAAUUGCUGCAACCCGGAAACCGAUAACGGUUGGGAUAUCUUCAACGCGCUUUUCGGCUGGCAAAACUCGGCCACUUAUGGCUCAGUCAUUGGCUACAACGUCUACUGGAUCGCAGUGAUUGCCACGUUGAUGUUGAUGUUGUACGAGGAGAAACACGGCCACUUGCCUUUGCUCAAGGGCAUCACCCUCAGAUCAUUGAAUCCAAUGUACCAUAUCAAGGGUAAGAAAAAACACGAAUUGAGCGAGAAAGAAAAGCGCGAGUUGUUUAAACAAGUCAAGCAACAGGGCUUUGGCGCUGGUGCCGUCAAGGAACAACAAGAAAUACAUGAACUCGAUGAUGCAGCUUCAAACAAAUUGAUGAAUGGUUCAGAGAAGCCUAUUGUUCACUAA